AUGGCAUUUGCAAUGCGGAAGCCCAAGAAGAAUGAAUUAUUAUUAUGCAAUUAGCAAUUAGCAUCAAUUGAAACCAAGUCCGAGUUCGAGCCUCGGCUAGAAUGCAUUUGCUGGCCGAAAACCACUCGACUGGGUCAACCGUUCAUCAGGCAAACGACGGGGCAUCCAAGGUAACAUCGCCUCCUAUGCCAUAUUUUUCCCCCACAUUUUCCAUCUCCAUCGACAUAUCUCUGUGGCCUUUGUUUACCCACUUUGAUGCAACGUUUGUGUUGCUGUCAAACAAAUAACGAAACGAUUUGCUCAUUUGUUGAUAUUUGCAUUUCGCAACGGUCUUUGGGGCAAAAGAAGUCUGUAUGGCUGUUGAUGCCUCCCCUAUAUAAGAAUGCAGAUCUCGAGUGUGCUAAAGAUUUCGCAAUGGACUCUGCGAUUUCUAUGACCUCUCGGGGCUUGAACUCCACUCGAGGAGAUAUAUAUAUAUGCCCUGCUGGCUGGCGAUGAUGUAAAUCGUAGCACAAAUCGCUGCACAUAAACAAAAGUUUUAAUCUU
Drosophila eugracilis is the source of this 546-nucleotide messenger RNA. RefSeq lists its product as uncharacterized. The record is from RefSeq and is a predicted model, not a curated record. The transcript has a single exon. NCBI's taxonomy places the organism in Eukaryota, Metazoa, Arthropoda, Insecta, Diptera, Drosophilidae. Bases 256 to 498 code for a protein of 80 amino acids.